This is a messenger RNA of Helianthus annuus (common sunflower), 921 nucleotides long. RefSeq lists its product as uncharacterized. NCBI's taxonomy places the organism in Eukaryota, Viridiplantae, Streptophyta, Magnoliopsida, Asterales, Asteraceae. The record is from RefSeq and is a predicted model, not a curated record. The transcript has a single exon. Bases 1 to 921 code for a protein of 306 amino acids.
AUGAUGAACUCUGAUGGGUUUUUCUUUUUCAAGUUUGACUCUAAGGAGGGGAUGAUGAAAGUGCUGGACGGAGGGCCUUGGUUAAUUAGAAAAGUUCCUUUAUUCUUGAAUGUUUGGUCGCCGUCGGUAAACCUCAUAAAGGAGUGUAUUAAGUCGGUCCCGGUAUGGGUGAAACUCCAUAAUGUUCCUAUUGCUAUAUACACGGAUGAUGGGCUGAGUUUAUUAGCGUCUAAGUUGGGUACUCCUAAACGUUUGGAUGGCUAUACGGCUGAUAUGUGUGUUGAUAACUGGGGGAGAAGUAGCUUUGCUCGUGCGUUAAUUGAAAUUAGUGCGGAUAAUGAAUUAAAAGAUCAUAUUACGGUUGCAAUUCCGACGCUUGAAGCGGAUGGUUAUGUUACUCAUAAGGUGAAAGUUGAAUAUGAAUGGAAGCCGCAGAGGUGCUCGUCUUGCUGUGUUUUUGGUCAUAGUGACCAAGCGUGUCCGAAGAACAUAGUUUCAAAAGCUAAGCAGGUUGUUAUUGAUGAUGAGGGGUUCGUUACGGAUGAGCGGAAAAUGGCUAGAAAAGGAGGUAUGCAAAAGAAACAAAGGGCAAAAUUUGUGUAUAGGCCGAAAACAGGAAGCUCGGGUGCUAGCACUUCAGGUACGAAGGAUGACAAGCAGAAUACUAAUGCGAAUGCAAAUGUGGCAACUAAAAAUUCUUUCGAAGUUUUAUCUAAAUCGGAUGGUGAUGCGGAUAUCCCUCCGGGUAAUGUGAAGUCUACGGGGCCAACUGUGGCCGGUCCUAAUGAUCCGCUAGAUGAUUAUGAAGCUGAAUUUGUUGAGGCGGUGCCUACUGAAGUGUCAAAGUUUAUGAGUAGUAAUUCGAUUGGAAGCAAAGCUGAGGGGGCAAGCACUCCCGGUCAGAGCGGUCUUCAUGGAUAG